Messenger RNA from Punica granatum (pomegranate), 1658 nucleotides. NCBI's taxonomy places the organism in Eukaryota, Viridiplantae, Streptophyta, Magnoliopsida, Myrtales, Lythraceae. The record is from RefSeq and is a predicted model, not a curated record.
AACAUUUUUUACGUGGAAACUUAACAGUUUCUUCUUCGAUAUAAUCAGAUGAUACAACGCCAAUAAUCAUAUAAGAAAGAAAAUAAUUCUUGGAUAGUCCGGAUAUUCUUCACUAAACAAUAGGUGGAUAACAGGAACAAUCUCAGCAGAGACUGCGUGCUGGGUAGCCAAAUGAGUGCGUGUUGACGAGCGAAAUGUAUCAAGACUCAGCUUUACAGCACUGGGAAUCACCCUUUGAGGUUUCACCACGGAUCGUAUCGUAUGUAGCCUUUGUGUUCUUUCUUCCUUAGAUUGCAAGCAAUCCUCAACUCAUCAUAGAAAAUAGCGGAAGAGAAACAAGACACUCAACCCUUUCCGGACCUGGGAGAGAUCUGGAAGGAGCUGACCAAUCCAGCGACGACGACCAUACACGUACCGACCAGAAGGAGUCAGAGAUGGCAUCUACAGUGCCAGGCGUGUGGGUGGUGCCCCGGACAACGGCCAGAGAAGACACUGACGAAGCAAAAGUUAGGCAUCCCAACCACAACCAUGCUCUGGCCAUAUGUUAUCUAGAUCUAGAUGGAACGGUUUGCCAGGAAUGCAGUCAAACUGUCGGAGGACGUGCGUAUGGAUGUGAGGAUUGCGAUUAUUAUCUGCACUUGUGGUGCCUCCCGAAGGUACAUACUCAACUCCAUCCGAAACACCCUCUUAUCCUCAGAUACACAGAUGGGGAUGGUAUGCAUCAUUGCCAGAUCUGUGAAUUGGGAGUGUACCUCACCUUCCACUGUGACCCUUGCGGCUUCCAACUAUGCGUUUAUUGCAUGUCUUUAGCCCCUGCCUGGAGAUUCGAACUCGAUGGACACCCUUUUGCAUCCAUUGAGGUAGGAGUAAAUGAAGACUCUCUUGUCGCUAAGUUUUUUCGUGGUCGUGCCUGCCCCAUCUGCAGCAAAAGUGGUGAUACCAAGUUCUUCAAGUGCAUGUCUCCUGGCUGUUCCAGCUUUUGCCAUUUCCACUGCAUUCCAUUUGACGUGCCCAAGUCCAUCAAGCACGAGUAUCACUAUCAUCCUCUUUCCUUCACCGAGUCUUACGCUGAAGAUGGUGGGGUUGUACAUUACUGCGACGCGUGCGAAGAAGAGAGAGAUCCAGAGGCUCCAGUGUAUUGCUGUGAAGAAUGCGACUUUAGUGCUCAUACUGCUUGCGCGAUAUCCAAAGUUCUGCCAGCACUGAUUGCCGAGAGGGAGGCUAAUCCAUCAAUGGUUCCUGUUCCUCUCUGCUUAGACCCAGUCCGCACGGAACUAAACAACAAGAUCGAUCGACUCCUCCACGAAGAGAACUAUCACAUGGGGAGAUUGGAAGAAAUUGUAGCAGAAAUGGAGAAAACGGAGACAAUGCGUGCUACGUAUUCUGCAUUUACGCAGAGGGAAGAAUACAGCAGAAAAGAAUAUAAUAGAAUAAAAUAGAAUAGAACAAGGCAACGAAGUAUGUGACGCGAAAUCUCAUGUCUUCUGUAAUGUCAUGUUUGAUUGCAAUCUGCUACUGCCUGCUGAGAAGUAACUCAAUUUCCCGAGACUAUGGUUCCUGCUGCAAAGAAUUAUUCAUGCUUGCUAUUCUAACAAACUCUGCUGUGCUUUCUAUCGAUUGAUGUCUGCUCUACCUAUAAAAUAAACCAGUUCAUGCAA